Messenger RNA from Eucalyptus grandis, 1062 nucleotides. RefSeq lists its product as uncharacterized. Bases 54 to 728 code for a protein of 224 amino acids. The record is from RefSeq and is a predicted model, not a curated record. Lineage: Eukaryota; Viridiplantae; Streptophyta; Magnoliopsida; Myrtales; Myrtaceae. The transcript has 2 exons.
UUGGGUUGAUUAAGAUCGCCUCCCUCUGAGUCUAACUUAUAUAGAGGAGAGAGAUGGUUUGGAGGAAGGAGCACUUGGACCUGAUCUUGGUUCCCAGUGGGUUAUCUAUUAUGCUUGGCUAUCAUCUCUUCCUUCUCUACAGGUGCCUAAGAUGUCCACAGACCACUGUGAUUGGCUAUGAGAACCACUAUAGAUUAGCUUGGGUAGAGAGAAUGUUGCAGACUGAAGCUCCCAACAGAAAUAUACCUUUGUCCGUGAUCUCAAGCGCCAUAACAGCUUCGACAUCUCUGGCAUCAAUAUCCUUGGCUCUAAGUUCACUAAUUGGUGCAUGGUUUGCAAGCUCUUCAAAUGACGUCUUGACUAUUCCUUUCGUAUAUGGCGACACAAGGCCUACCAUUAUUUCCAUCAAGUACAUCAGUCUUCUGAUAUGUUUCAUGCUCGCCUUUGCAUCAUUUGUCCAAUGUGUACAAUGCCUGGUCCAUUCCAAUUUCCUGAUCAGCAUGCCGAAUAGCGAUGUCCCAGUGAAGUACGUGCGGAGAGAAGUGAUACUGGGAGGCGUGUUUUGGUGCCUCGGUCUGCGCGCAAUCUACUUUGCGAUCACUUUGCUGUUGUGGAUUUUCGGUCCAAUACCUAUGUUUGUUUCCUCAAUAACCAUGGUCAUGAUGAUGCACUUCCUCGAUACUAACUCCACCCCGCUACAUCAAUUUCAGCCAGCUUGUCUCCUCUAAUAAAAGGGCCUUAGAGCUUCAUAGAAGUUUGAAUUUCAAAGGAAUUUUAGAUGCAUGACGAUGUUCUCUAGGAUUUCCUUAAUCAUCAGGUGGAGACAUUUUUGAGAUGGAAAAGCUUUUCAAGCUGACAAGAUGUUGAAAUUACGCACAUUUUGUCCUCUACUUUUUCUGGGUAGCAUGUUGCACUGAUUUGCGGUUUCAUUCUACUUUCCAUUUUCAGGUUCAUCUGCUGUAUUUAUAUGCACCUUCCCGUGUUCUGAUUAUUUAUGUAUUGUGAAGCUAAAAACAAGACACGUGUUCUGUCAAUGAGCAAGAAAUUGUCAGUCCUCUACUA